CUCCCCCUGUCCCGGUCCAGGUCCGGCUUCUGAGGAGACUCGGAGCAACCGCGGGGGACCUUACGAAGCUCGGCGUCCCUGGACGCGGCGAGCGGGGUGCUGACGCUUAUCCCCCCCAUUUCCCCACCUCACACACAUAGACAAGUUCUCGUCCUCAAGUAAGCCGUAGCGGGAGAGUGAAGGGGCGGAAGGGAAACCGGGAGUGGGGUACUUCAAAGGCCUCGGCCACCCCGGCCUGGAGUAGAGCCAGGUGGGCACCACGGCAGGGGCUGAGUCACCCUCAUGGAAGGGAGAGGACCCUACCGGAUCUACGACCCUGGGGGCAGUGUGCCUCCAGGAGAGGCGUCCGCAGCUUUUGAGCGCCUAGUGGAGGAGAAUUCCCGGCUGAAGGAAAAAAUACAAGGGAUAAAGAUGUUAGGGGAGCUCAUGGAAGAGUCUCAGAUGGAAGCAUCCAGGCUGCGGCAGAAGGCCGAACUGCUGGUCAAGGACAGUGAGCCACACACGCCACCUCCUUCCCCCUUGGACUCCUUCGACCACUUGGCUGAGCUCACAGGGAAGGAUACAAAUGUGCCAGCACCUGUUGCUGCCUCGGUAUGUUCCAGAGAGCCGCCAGUACCUGUGCCCAAACCUCCAUCCAGUGGCACCUCCUCUGAAUUUGAAGUGGUCCCCACUGAGGAGCAGAAUUCUCCACCAGAGAGCGGCGGCCACCCCAGAAACACAAUGGAGCUGGGCUCCCUGCCCCAUGAGGACAGCAACCUGAUGCUCCAUCUGCAACGCCUGGAGAACACCCUGAGUGUGUGUGCCGAGGAGCCUGACCACAGCCAGCUCUUCACCCACUUGGGCCGCAUGGCUCUCGAGUUCAACCGGCUGGCCUCCAAAGUGCACAAGAAUGAGCAGCGCACCUCCAUCCUCCAGACCUUAUGUGAACAGCUUCGCAAGGAGAAUGAGGCCCUAAAGGCCAAGCUUGACAAGGGCCUGGAACAGCGGGAGCAGGCUGCAGAAAGGCUGCGGGAAGAAAAUAUGGAGCUCAAGAAGUUGUUGAUGAGCAGCAGCAACAAAGAGGGUGCCUCUGGGCACCCAGGCUCCCCAAAGAUAGAGGGUGCCAACAAGAAGGGAGUGUCUGGACAGCAGCAGGCUAGUGUAAUGGCAGGGAAGGUUCCAGAAGUGGUGGCCUUGGGUGCAGCUGAGAAGAAAGUGAAGAUCCUGGAGCAGCAGCGCAUGGAGCUGCUGGAAGUGAACAAGCAGUGGGACCAUCAUUUCCGAUCCAUGAAGCAGCAGUAUGAACAGAAGAUCACUGAGCUGCGUCAGAAGCUGGUGGACCUGCAGAAGCAGGUGACUGACCUGGAGGCGGAGCGGGAGCAGAAGCAGCGUGACUUUGACCGCAAGCUCCUCCUGGCCAAAUCCAAGAUCGAAAUGGAGGAGACAAACAAGGAGCAGCUGACGGCAGAGGCCCAGGAGCUGCAGCAGCGGGUCAAGUACCUGCAGGACCAACUAGGCCCACUCACCCGGCAGCGCGAGUACCACGAAAAGGAGAUCCAGCGGCUGAACAAGGCCCUGGAGGAAGCUCUGAGCAUCCAGGCCUCCCCUUCAUCUCCCUCAGCGUUUGGGAGCCCUGAAGGAGCUGGAGCCCUCCUGAGGAAGCAGGAACUGGUCACACAGAAUGAGCUGCUGAAACAGCAGGUGAAGAUCUUUGAGGAGGACUUCCAGAGAGAGCGCAGCGACCGGGAGCGCAUGAAUGAGGAGAAGGAGGAGCUGAGGAAGCAGGUGGAGAAAUUGCAGGCUCAGGUCACCUCGUCCAAUGCCCAGCUGAAAGCUCUCAAAGAUGAAGAGAAGGCCAAAGAAGCGCUGAAACAGCAGAAGAGGAAAGCGAAGGCCUCAGGAGAGCGCUACCACGUGGAGCCCCACCCAGAGCACCUGUGCGGGGCCUAUCCCUACGCCUACCCUCCUAUGCCAGCCAUGGGGCCACCCCACGGCUUUGAGGACUGGUCCCAGAUCCGCUAUCCCCCGCCCCCUAUGGCUAUGGAGCACCCACCUCCACACCCCAAUUUGCGCCUCUUCCAUUUGCCAGAAUAUACCUGGCGUCCACCCUGUGCAGGGAUGCGAAAUCAGAGUUCCCAAGUGGAGCUGCCCACCGCCAGGCCUGCAGAACCAGAGUCUGCAAAAAAAUGACAGUGAGGGGCCUCAGUGAGACCAGCUUGUGUCAUUUGGCUCCACCUUCAUCUUGCAGAGCCAGCUGACCUCAGAUUACCCAAAAACUAGAGGCUACAGGCUCUGUAUGGCCAGAGCCUUGGCAAGAAGGGAGGCUGACAGGA
Messenger RNA from Dipodomys ordii (Ord's kangaroo rat), 2312 nucleotides. It is a transcript of the gene Tnip1, whose product is annotated as TNFAIP3 interacting protein 1. NCBI's taxonomy places the organism in Eukaryota, Metazoa, Chordata, Mammalia, Rodentia, Heteromyidae. The coding region runs from base 283 to 2169 and encodes 628 amino acids. Gene Ontology annotation, biological process: regulation of transcription by RNA polymerase II; cellular response to lipopolysaccharide; negative regulation of canonical NF-kappaB signal transduction. The record is from RefSeq and is a predicted model, not a curated record. The transcript has 18 exons.